Messenger RNA from Osmia lignaria (orchard mason bee), 2217 nucleotides. RefSeq lists its product as uncharacterized. Gene Ontology annotation, cellular component: ribonuclease MRP complex; nucleolar ribonuclease P complex; fibrillar center. The record is from RefSeq and is a predicted model, not a curated record. Gene Ontology annotation, biological process: tRNA 5'-leader removal. NCBI's taxonomy places the organism in Eukaryota, Metazoa, Arthropoda, Insecta, Hymenoptera, Megachilidae. Gene Ontology annotation, molecular function: ribonuclease P activity; ribonuclease P RNA binding.
UAUAGUUCCUGGAAAAGGAACUUGUAUGAUUUUUGACUAAUUACAAAUGACUAAUUACCUCCUUCUUUUCGAAGUCGGUUAAAAAUAAAAUAAAAAGAAAAUCACAAAAUAUGGAAUUUAGAAAGAACGAAGUUGUUUGAUACGCAAUGGUAGAAUGAAAUCAACCCUGGCGAAGAUAUUUCAAUCAGAGACGUACAUUAGAAAGGUCGUAAAUUUCUUUAUCUAUGACUGGUCAGGCGCCAGAUCUCGCCCUUGUUCACAGAACACAUAAUUUCUGCUUUUCAUUUGAUAGAAAUUCGCUACGUUGACUAACAAAUAUUUUUCUUCUAACAAUUUUCGAGAGGAAUUCAUUAUUGUUUGAAAGUAAAAAUAUGCAUAAAUGGAGGGUGGAUGGGAUGAGGUAGGGCAGGUCUCCAACCGCAGCAACUUGCUCGUGGAACUAUGCCUUUCAGAUUCUGAAGUGUAUCACAUUGCAACUACAAUAGCAUGCGAUAAUUGAGGUGUGUUCGGCCUGUUUUACCGACACGAAAUUCAAAGUUCGGCCUGCACGAUUCAUCUGUCUCAUGGGAAACGUAACCUCUACUAAUGAAUGAAUUAUAAUUUAAUCAUGAGUACGCCGGUAUUGACAAAACAGCAGCAAAAACAUUCUCUGUCAGCGAAAAAAGCGCCAAAUAAAGGACUGCGAAAUGUCUUAGCUCAACCACAAGAUAGUUACUGGCCGAUCGUAAGUGCAGAUAAAUGUAAAGUCUUGGAAGAUCUUCUAAAGAAAUUAAUGCCGGUAAUUAAACGCCCUUCUCAUUCAAUUCCAUGGUCACAACUAAGGCACAUGAAAAAAGAAGAACGUGCACAAGCUAAAAAGGAGGCAAUUUCAAAAGUGGAAAAUGUUCCAGACCCAAAGAUAGGAAAUUCUGUUGUUUUGGGUAUUAAUGCAAUUACAAGGGCUUUAGAGAAAAAUGAUAUUUGUUGUGUCCUAAUGGAUGCAAGUAUAGAACCACCACUUUUAAUAAGGCAUAUUAUUCAGAUGGCACAAAAUAAUAAAGUACCACUCUUGCUAUUACCCGAGUUGAAAACUAUUACAUUGAAUACCAUAGGAUUUGCAUCUGCUGCAUGUGCACCAAAGAAUAUUGUGAAAGAAUCACAAGAUCAUUAUUUUUAUCCAUUGCAUCAGAUGAUACAUGAUAUUUUUAAGGAUGUACCUUUACCAAAAAAGACAUUUAAAUUAUUUGAACAACUAAGCUGUUCUGAAGAGUCAGAGCUGUAUGAAACAGACGACAUGAGUACCGAACCUGAGUCACAGAUUAAACCGUCAGAAUCAAAUAAAUUUACAUUAUCUACCGAUGUAUAUAUGUAUAGAUCUUCCCGUAAUGAAAGAGCGUUUGUUCCACCUGUUGCAAUAGAAACUUCUACAAGUGAAUCUGUUGCAAAAGCAAUAGAUUCAAAUGAUUUCAUUGCAGUGAGUGGUAAUGAUGAUGAGUAUACACAUGUUAAGAAACAUUCAAGAUAUAUAAAUAUCCGCAAAGACAAAAAUUGGAAACAACGAAAACAGCAGACGAAAGUUAAUAACGCCGAAAAUGUUACAUAUUUACCAUUGAAAGUGAAACGAAUACAAGGUAAUCCCAAUCGUGUAAAGGCUACGAAAGUAUCGAAACAAAAGAAAAAAAGUUAGUGAUUAUUGUUAGGUACUGUUUCGAUCUGUUAUAAUAUUGUAAUUAUUGUUGAAGUUAUGUAUUAUAAUGUUUAAUUAAUGAUAAAACGAAAUCUACUCGACACAUCGAUACUCGAGUCUGAUAUUCUUUUUUAAAAAUAGUUGGGAUACUGAUAAUUAUUAUUGCUUAUUUCGUAUAGUUAACGAAUAUGAGGAAAAUUUUUUAUUAUACAGUUACAGUAAAUACUAAAUGUGUAAUACAAUAUAUAGAAAUAAUAAAUAUGUAUUUUUUUACAAAUAUAAAUACAAUAUAUACAAAGAUUGUACUUAUGACAUAAUUUCAUUUAGAGUACCUUGGACCUCUUACUUUUUAAAAACUGUUUUAAAAUAAAAAUUGUUAUAUACAUUGCAAAAAGUUUGAUUAUUUAGUAGAAAAGUCAGUCUUUUUAUAUAUUGGUACCUUGGACAAAUCCAUAUGAGGACCAUGUGUCAUUUAUUAUUAUAUAUCUGUAUAUUUAAUCCAUGGAAAUCUUAUAAAAUAUAAAAAUUAAAUAUACAGUAUUGAUUUCAUA